This is a messenger RNA of Lactuca virosa, 1395 nucleotides long. The record is from the annotation of a GenBank genome assembly. Lineage: Eukaryota; Viridiplantae; Streptophyta; Magnoliopsida; Asterales; Asteraceae.
AUGAAGAGCUCACAGCUACAGAUAUCAUCGUCUGCAUUUUCUCUCGUCUCUCACAGUAUGAAUGAAAAGGCAUGUCAAUGGCUAUGUGUAAUACUGGUGUGUUUACUCAAAGUGCUGGAAACAUAUGGUUUUUAUGUAGAUAUCACUUAUCUAGAAAGUGCAUUGGAAAAAGGAGCUGUUUGUUUGGAUGGAAGCCCACCUGCAUACCAUUGGGACAUGGGAUAUGAUACAGGAAUUGACAACUGGUUAAUACACAUUGAGGGAGGAGGAUGGUGUAACAAUGUGACAACUUGUGUUGAUCGAAGCAAAACUCGAUUAGGAUCCUCUAAGCAAAUGAUGGAAGAAGUUGCUUUUUCAGGGAUUUUACAUAAUGAGCCUCAAUACAACCCUGAUUUCUAUAAUUGGAAUAAGAUUAAGGUCAGAUACUGUGAUGGAGCAUCUUUUACUGGUGACGUGGAAAAAGUCAACUCAAAAACUAACCUUCAUUUUAGAGGAGCAAGAAUAUUUCGUGCUGUUAUUGAAGAUUUGUUAGCAAAAGGAAUGAGUAAUGCACAAAAUGCUAUUCUGUCAGGCUGUUCAGCUGGUGGAUUGACUUCAAUAUUACACUGUGAUAAAUUCAAAUCACUCUUACCUAAAACUACAAAAGUCAAAUGUCUUUCAGAUGCUGGAUAUUUUAUUAAUUCACAAGAUCUUUCUGGAAGAAGACACCUUGAGGCCUUUUAUGAUGAUGUGGUCAAGACACAUGGAUCGGCUAAGCAUUUGCCUCGAUCUUGCACUUCUAAGAUGAAAGAUAGUUUAUGUUUUUUCCCUGAAAACAUGGUACAAUAUAUAAAAACACCGAUUUUUUUAACGAAUGCAGCCUAUGAUUCAUGGCAGAUAAAGAAUGUAUUGGCUCCAGGGAUUUCGGACCCACAUGGCACGUGGCAUAAUUGUAAACAUGAUAUUGAAAUGUGUUCAUCUAAUCAAAUUGAGAUUAUUCAAGAAUUCAGGUUGCAAUUCUUGAAUGCAUUAGAUGGAUUUUUAAGCCUCAAUUCAUCAAGAGGAAUGUUCAUAAACUCAUGCUAUGCCCAUUGCCAAACCGAAAUACAAGAAACAUGGUUAAUGACCAAAUCGCCCAUGUUGGCUAACAAGAGAAUCGGAGAAGCAGUUGGCGAUUGGUUUUAUGACCGGAGCGCAUUUCAAGAAAUUGACUGCGCUUACCCCUGUGAUAAAACAUGCCACAAUCGUAUUUUUGCAUAGGGGUAUAUGUGAGAAAUAGCAAUGUAUUUUUUUUAUUUGUUUAUUAUAGCAUCCUACUUUUGUUUUUUUUCCUAUUAUAUCAAUUGUUAAAAAUAUACACAAUUAUAGCAUUAUAAGUACUAUGCUAUAAUGGAAAGAAAUGAAAGUAUAUCACAC